Molecule: messenger RNA, 3932 nt
Organism: Centropristis striata (black sea bass)
Lineage: Eukaryota; Metazoa; Chordata; Actinopteri; Perciformes; Serranidae
Gene: cbfa2t2
Product: CBFA2/RUNX1 partner transcriptional co-repressor 2
Exons: 11
Coding region: 561-2366 (601 amino acids)
Biological process (GO): negative regulation of DNA-templated transcription; DNA-templated transcription
Cellular component (GO): nucleus
Molecular function (GO): transcription corepressor activity
Source: RefSeq, a predicted model, not a curated record
GCUCAUAGUUCAACCACGAGCUUAAUAAACGCUAACACUGAACACAUUUAUUUAUACAUCACAUCGUGCAAUUUAUUUGUACUGACUCAAAGUAGGUUAUCCAUCUCCACUUCAUGUAAAAAAGUAAAGGAGUGUUAUUUGCACUUUUUUUGUCUUGUCGUUUCCAAUUUCAUUAUUUAACAGAUAGCCUUUAGUCACAUUAGUGGCUCAGUCAGAAUAGCCCUCUUCUGUUUAUCUCUCUCUUUCUGAGCCUCACUCUGGAAUCAUCACCUGCAGAGGCAGAGGCAAUUAAAGCCGAUCGAAUGUUUUAAUGCAAACGAGUGUCACCUGAAGCUGAACAAACAAGGAACACCUGGCUAGCAACAACCGCCAUCACCACAGAUGCAUACUAUUUUUCCAUCCCUGAAAUACAACAACUGUCGCAGAAAGCAAACAAGUAAGCUUGAGUAAUCAACAAGCAAUCAACUUAAUAUUUAUAUUGUCAGUUUGAAAAGAGAUGAGAGAAGAUAAUAGGUAGAACAGCAGCAUGGAGCGACAGUAGAGAGAAGAAGAGCCCUGCCAUGCCCGGUUCUCCUGUGGAUGCUAAGACUCAUUCCAGAUCAGCCCCCAGCAGCAGCGCCAGCUCCACGAUGCCACCCCUGCCUUCUGUCAACCCCAGCGGCCCUCGGCCGGCUUCCUUCUCCACCACAGCAUUGACCAAUGGGAAUCAUCAUUCCCCACCAACCCUGAAUGCAGUGCCGUCUCCACCGCAGCGCUACAGCAACGGACCGUCCUCUUCCUCUUCCUCAUCGCUGGCUAACCAGCAGCUGCCGGCCACCUGUGGGGCUCGCCAGCUGAGCAAGCUGAAACGUUUCCUGACCACGCUGCAGCAGUUUGGCAACGACAUCUCUCCUGAGAUUGGAGACAGUGUCCGAAGCCUGGUUCUGGCCCUCGUGAAUUCAACAGUCACCAUUGAGGAGUUCCAUUCACGGCUUCAAGAGGCCACCAACUUCCCCUUGCGGCCCUUUGUUAUUCCUUUUCUUAAGGCAAACCUUCCCCUUCUGCAGAGAGAGCUGCUCCACUGUGCACGGGCAGCCAAGCAGACCCCAGCGCAGUACUUGUCCCAGCAUGAGCAUCUCCUGCUAAGCACCACCAUGGCUUCCUCUCCAGACUCCUCCGAGCUGCUGAUGGAGCCUCCGGAGGCUGUCACUAAGAGACACAGCCCCAGCAGAGCUAAAGAGAACGGCUUCCACGAACGACCCCCGCCAGCCAUGGAGCCCGCCGCCAAACGAAUCUGCACCAUCAGCCCAGCUCCCAGACACAGCCCCGCCCACCCGCUGCCCCUCAGCGCCCAGCUUCACCCGACCCCUCCGCCCUUGCAGCACUACGCCCUGGACGACAUCGCAGCACCACACAUCCUCCACCGCGAGCACAGCCAGCGCAUGUUGGAGAUCCGCGAGCUCAAAGACAGGCCCAGACUGCCUGGCACUAACGGGGGCUACCGCGAGGAGCCGGUGGACCACAGACUGACAGACAGAGAGUGGGCUGAUGAAUGGAGGCAUCUGGACCAUGUGCUGAACUGCAUUGUGGACAUGGUGGAAAAGACACGGCGGUCUGUGAGCGUGCUCAGACGAUGCCAGGAGUCAGAUCGCGAAGAGCUCAACUACUGGAGACGACGCUCGAGCGAGCAGGAGGACCCACGCAAAGGAGGCUCAGGCUCGGCUCCCUUCUCAAAGACACACAGCCCACACUCUGCAGAGACGGACUCCCAGCGCGACUUUGCUCCACGGCCAGGAUCAGCAUACGUUACAGAUGAGAUCUGGAGGAAAGCUGAGGAAGCGGUGAAUGAGGUGAAGCGUCAGGCCAUGGAUGAGGUCCAGAAGGCAGUAGCAGAGGCUGAGCAGAAGGCUUUUGAAAUGAUUGCUUCAGAGAGGGCUAAGAUGGAAAAGACUCUGGUUGAUGCAAAGAAGAAGGCCAAGGAGGACGCCAUCAUGGUCAUCAAUGAACAGGAGGAUUCCAGUGAGUGUUGCUGGAAUUGCGGCCGCAAAGCCAGCGAGACGUGCAGCGGCUGCAACGCAGCUCGCUACUGCGGCUCCUUCUGCCAGCACAAAGAUUGGGAGAGACAUCACCUCAUCUGCAGCCCGGGACUUCAGGCUCAACCCAAGUCAGUUUCUGCCAUCACUGCGAGCCGGGCAGCCGCCGUGGCCACAGCGGCGGCGGCAGCAGCAGCAGCAGCAGCCGGGAUGUCUCCCGCCAGUCUGGUCGGGGUCAAGGCCCCCGACAGCGUCCCUUCAGUCUCCAGUCCUGGUGGAGAGAAGGCUUCGGUCACCUCUCGCUCCUCCACCCCUUCCACCCCCGCCUCGGCCCCCGAGGCCAACGGACACUAGGAGGGGGAAGGACCUCAGCGACAUCACCUAUCCUCUUCCUCACCGGGGGAAGAAUUGAAUCAGCAGAAAGAGGGAACUAUUUGUGGGUUAAGUUAGGAUAACAGAUUUUUCACCAUUUCUCUUUGGCAGAUAAAAAAGGACAGAUUAUGGAUGACUGUUUGAGUGAUAUGUCAACUGGGACUUUGGCUUUGGCAAAGAACAGACGGACUCGUCUCGAAUGCAUCUAUUGGAUGAGCAGAUCUCCUUAACAGAUGGAAACGUGUUUGUCUUCGUCCAAAAAAACCCAAAUCUUGGAUCCGCCAAGGACGGAAAAAAAAACUGACGAUUGAUCUCAGUUUAUCUCUGGCCGCGGGGAGAAAGUUAUGAAAGGGAGACAUAUGAGAAAAAGACAGAGGAGAUUUAAAAAAAAAACACUGAGGUAUGAAGACACCUCCCCCUCAAAAACAAUAUUCUCACUUCGUCGUGUAUAGAUAUAAGAUAGGGAGGUGGUGUUGGAAAAUGUAAACAGUGUAAUAGUACCAGCCAUAAAGCAUCUGUUCUCGUCCUGUAGGAAAAAUCUGACAGCAGACCACAUAAGAGUCGUCUCUGCAGCUCCUCCUGUAUACAUAAAUAUUUGCUCGCCAACUUCUUGUCCGGUUUUCAUAUGUGUGAAUGCGUGUGUCAAACGGUCGUGCCAUCAGUGAAUAUUGUACAGCAUAUGAUAACUUUUGUCAAAGCAAUAUUAAAGUGAAGUGUUCAGGUAUCUCAAGCUGUUUCUGCAUCACCAAAGUUGGAGGGAGAGAGUCGUCGUCAUUGUCCAUAAAUGUCCUUGUGAACAAGAGAUAAUUAUACACUAACCCUGCAUCCUAUCUACUUUUAUAACGAGCUUAUCUAGGGACUCUGGUUACUAUUUUUCAUUUCUGAUCGUCAGACAUCUUCAUAAGAGAGAAAGAGUUGAUGGUGGUUGGACCAAUUAAGUACAGGAAGAUGAAGUUAAGGCUUUAUUCUGGUUGCAGUUUCAUUUUGGCACUUGUUCGCGUCACCAGUUUUGUAUAGCUGGGUCAGAUGAUGCUCCAAAUCUUCCACCAUUGCAAUAUUUGCAUCAGGGGUUUUUAAUACAGCUUUUUUCCAAGCACAGAUUUCAACAAAAGGAUACAUCAUAAAGAACAAUUUAAUCAGCUUCAUUUAAUUUAAAAUUAUCAAAAAAAGGAAGUAUAUUCUCACUGGUGCUUACAUUGCCGUGGUGCAGGUUUCGAGCAGCGACUGUUCCACGGAGAAUCUCAGGAGCUAAACUGUAUUUGUAUGUACAGAUCAUUCUGUUCUUUUUUUUUUUCUUUUGUCGCAGUUAGGUUCAAGUCAAAGGGUUAGCGAGGAACUUUGAUUUAUCAUACUCUGCUGUUACAACUGAGACGUUGUUUCUGUUGGUUUUAAGAUGACUUUGUAAAGAAUAUUAUGAGAGAAUGCCUUUAUUUUGUGAGCCACGAUUUUCUUCGUUCUUUAAACACGUUCUUUUGUUAUGAGUCAUAACUUCAUAUGAAAAAAGAUAUCUUGACAUGAAGUAUGAAAUAAAGAAAUAGACUUACUUCA